CAAGAAAUGUGAAAUGCAACAUUUCUCUUCCAUUAGCAAACAAUUUCAAACUAAUAACACAAACAAAAGAAAAAGAAAAAAAUAUAUAUGGAAGUUCAACACUCUACCUAACAAUAACAAUGGCGAAAAAUUGCUUCGACCUCAAAACGAUGACGUAUUCCUCACCAAGACAACCCAUCCAUCUUCCCACCGAUCCCAAUCUCUCCCUAACCUCCUUCCUCUUCCAAUCCACUUCCUCCGUCUCCGACACCAUCUCCCUCACGGAUGCUCUAACCGGCGACUUCCUAACCUUCCGUCAACUUGAAACCCAAGUCACCACCCUCUCCCAUUCCUUACCCCGCCUCGGCAUCCAACGGGGCGACGUCGUUUUGCUAUUCGCACCUAACUCUAUACGCUUCCCUGUCUGCUUCUUAGCUGUAGUUUCCAUAGGUGCUAUUGCCACUACCUGUAGUCCUUUAUACACCGUCUCCGAACUCUCCAACCAAAUCCAUGACUCCAAUCCAAAAAUUAUCGUAACUGUAUCAGAACUUCUACACAAAAUCGAACAAUUACAUUUGAAUUUACCUUUAAUAUUGCUUGACGAUGCUUCAACCAGAGUAUCAUCCUCCAAAAUAUCCAGUUCUUUGAUUCAGAACUACGAGGAUCUUACCAGAGAGUCAAACAAGAGCUGCGACGAGAUUCAUGCAAACGGCGUCGUUUCGCAAUCCGACGUGGCGGUGAUCCUAUACUCUUUAGGAACCACCGGAAGAAGUAAGGGAGUGAUGCUGACUCAUCGAAACUUCAUAGCGACGGCGUUGGCAGGAGCAGUGGAUCAGGAUUAUUACGGCGAAGGGAAGAAUGUGGCCUUAUGUUUGGUGCCAAUGCAUCACGUGAUGGGAUUGGCCGUGAUAACGUACACGCAUCUACGGAGAGGGAAUACGGUGGUGUCGAUGGUUAGAUUUGAACUAGAGAAGACUUUGGCGGCUGUGGAGAAGUUUAGCGUGACGCAUUUGUCUAUUGCCCCACCGGUGAUGGUAGAGCUGGUUAAACAGCGUCAAGUUUUGAGCCGUUAUGACUUGUCGUCCCUGAAAAGACUAGCCUGUGGUGCUGCUCCUUUGGGAAAAGAUGUGAUGCAGGAGUGUGCUAAAAUUCUACCUCAAGCUAAUAUCGUUCAGGGGUAUGGCUUGACCGAAGCAUGUGGACUUGUUUCCGUAGAAAAUUUAAGGGAAGAAUGGUUCCUUUGUGGUUUAGGUUCAAGUGGAGCACUGCUUCCAAGUGUAGAAUCCCAUAUUAUUAGUUUAGAAACAUCGAAGACACUACCACCGAAUCAAGUAGGAGAGAUUUGGUUACGAGGACCUACUAUGAUGAAAGGAUAUUUCAACAACCCAGAAGCAACAAAGCACACGAUUAAUGAUGAGGGAUGGAUGAUUACAGGAGAUCUUGGAUAUUUUGAUGAAAAAGGACAGUUUUUUGUUGUAGACCGUAUAAAAGAGCUUAUUAAGUGUAACGGAUAUCAAGUGGCACCAGCUGAACUCGAAGACUUGCUCGUUACUCAUCCUGAAAUUUCGGAGGCUGGAGUGAUUCCAUCCCGCGAUGCCAAUGCUGGCGAGGUUCCUGUGGCCUUUGUUGUUCGAUCUCCUAAUAGCUCGAUAACUGAAGAAAACAUUAAGAAAUUUGUAGCGAAACAGGUUGCACCUUACAAAAGGUUGCGGCGAGUGACUUUUAUAAAGAAAAUUCCAAAGUCAGUCAUAGGAAAGAUUUUAAGAAAGGAUCUAGUAAGUUUAGAUCGACAAAAGACAUCAAAACUAUAGUAUAUUAAUGCCUUAGAACGAUAUGAUGUACCAUAUUUUAGGAGAUGAACGAAAUAGAUAUUCAGGUUCUUGUCUCUACAAUGAAGAUCUUGUGUAUUUAUAGGCAUUUCAUAAUAUGUAACAUGUCUAAUUAAGAUAUCUUGUCGCAAAGGAGUGCUCUAUUUUCUGGUUGAAAAAUAAGAGUUUAACAAAGAUGCACCUAUAUUCGAUGAGAACCUGUAUUUUUCAAGGCUAUAUUGUAACGUCAUUUGAAAAGUAAAUGCCAAAUUCUCAUGAAUGUUAGUGUAAAAUUUAAUUUAUAAUUGGAGUACACUCACUUCACA
Messenger RNA from Lathyrus oleraceus (garden pea), 2113 nucleotides. RefSeq names its product probable CoA ligase CCL10. Gene Ontology annotation, molecular function: CoA-ligase activity. The transcript is spliced from 6 exons. Lineage: Eukaryota; Viridiplantae; Streptophyta; Magnoliopsida; Fabales; Fabaceae. The record is from RefSeq and is a predicted model, not a curated record. The coding region runs from base 120 to 1790 and encodes 556 amino acids.